Sorghum bicolor (sorghum) is the source of this 2350-nucleotide messenger RNA. RefSeq lists its product as uncharacterized. The record is from RefSeq and is a predicted model, not a curated record. Bases 124 to 1965 code for a protein of 613 amino acids. NCBI's taxonomy places the organism in Eukaryota, Viridiplantae, Streptophyta, Magnoliopsida, Poales, Poaceae. Gene Ontology annotation, molecular function: oxidoreductase activity. The transcript is spliced from 3 exons.
GUGGCAAUAUGUGUAAUUGUGCAGUUCAUCAAAGGGAUUUUUUUUUUCCGGUCCUUGUUGGCGAACCUUCCGCAUCCUUCCAUCCCGUUCCGCAGACACACCUUGCCGCGCCCGCUCGAAGAAAUGCUCCUCCGCCACCGCCACCACCUCCACCUCUUGUCACGCCCGCGCCGCUGCUUCCCUCUCGCCGCCCUGCGUUGUGUCGCCAUGUCCUCCUCCGUUUGCCCCUCUUCCUCCACCUCCACCUCCGCGGCCGCGGACUACCACUGCCGCACCAAGCACAGUCCCACCGCCGGCUACGCGCGCGGUCCGGGCCGCCUCGACUGGGCCAACCAGCCCAACCCCUUCCUCCGCUUCUGCCCCGCCCCGCAACUGCCGCUCCCCAAUCCGCCUCCGGUCGCCCCCGUCCCGUACCCUGCCCUCUUCCACUCCCCGCCCCCGCCGCCGCAGCCGCUCACCGUCGACUCCCUCUCCGCGCUGCUCUUCCACUCCCUCGCGCUCUCCGCCUGGAAGUCCGCGGGCCUCUCUACCUGGUCGCUCCGCGUGAACCCCAGCAGCGGCAACCUGCACCCCACCGAGGCCCACCUGCUCUUCCCGCAUCCGCGGGAGGCCGACCGCCUCGCCGUCGCCCACUACGCGCCCCGCGAUCAUCUCCUCGAGGUCCGCGCUACCGCACCAGUUGGGGAUCGUUCCGCGAUUCUGUCUGCGCCGGGGAUGGCGGUCCUGGCGCUAUCGUCAAUCUUCUGGCGAGAGGCGUGGAAGUACGGGGAGCGGGCGCUGCGGUACUGCAAUCACGACGUGGGGCACGCGCUCGCGGCGGUGGCGGUGGCCGCAGCCACGCUGGGUUGGGACGCGCGUGUGCUAGACGGGCUGUCGGACGAGGACCUCGGGAGGCUCGUUGGUGUGGACAAAGGGAGCCCGGCUGCCCCUCCGGAGGGGCUGCCUGACAAAGUGGUCAAGGGUAAGGCGCCAUGGGUGGAACGGCAGCAUCCAGAUUGCGCUGUUCUGUUAUUCCCGGCGGGGUCUGAGCCUGAGGUCGACUAUGGCAGAAUGAGUGAGGCGCUAAGGGGGUUUGAUGGGCUGGAGUGGGUGGGGAAGGCAAAUGCACUUAGUAAAGAUCAUGUGGUGUGGGAUGUGAUAUACAGAACAGCAGAGCAAGUGAAGAAGCAUGGCCCUGCACUCGGGGAACGGUUCUUUGUGAUGCCAUGGCAGAAGAGUCCAGCCUUGUCCAAUGGACUGUAUAAUGAAUUAACAGUGCAAGAGGUAGUGCGGCAGAGGAGAAGCGCGGUGGACAUGGACGGCGUGCAUGUGAUGGGAAGGGAUACGUUUUACCAGAUGCUGAUGCACUGCCUCCCAUCAGGGGAGGUUGGAUCAGGCGAGCGGCAAGGGCAGCAGAGUGCCCUGCCAUUCCGUGUAUUACCAUGGGAAGCAGAGGUGCAUGCCGCACUAUUUGUGCAUCAUAUCUCAGGGCUGCCUAAGGGGAUGUAUUUCCUUGUCAGGAAUGAGGAGCACUUUGAUGCGUUGCAGCAUGCCAUGAGGCAGGACUUUGAGUGGGUUAAGCCAGAAGGAUGCCCUGAUGGCCUCCCACUCUACAGGCUGAUGAAAGGGGAUUGCCAGAAGUUUGCCAUGCAGGUCUCGUGCUUUCAGGAAAUUGCCUCCCAUGGGUGCUUUAGCCUUGGGAUGAUUGCUAGAUUCGAGCCCGUGUUGCAUGAGAAAGGUGAAUGGAUGUAUCCUCGUUUGUUCUGGGAGACUGGCAUUCUUGGUCAAGUGCUUUACCUCGAGGCCCAUGCUGUUGGAAUAUCUGCCACAGGAAUUGGAUGCUACUUUGAUGAUGCUGUUCACGAGGCACUUGGCUUGAAAGGUUUGGAGUUUCAAAGCCUGUACCAUUUUACAGUGGGCGCUCCUGUGCUUGACAAGAGGAUAAUGAGUCUCCCAGCUUACCCUGGUCCCGGAAUUGACGCAUGAUUUUUGCCUAGUAUUUUCUGUCGACAGAUCAUCAUGAGAACAGAGCAACCUGACUAUUUCAUUUCAUGUAUAGUGGCAUGCUUGAAAUGUACGCAUACCCCCGGUAGUAGCCAGUAUUUUUUGUAGUGGUUAGUCAGUAUGAUCUUAUGUUGCACCAGCGUAAUGUUGGUACAGUAUGUUCGGAUGUUCCAGUGUGCGAUUAUUCUGGUCCUCAACCAGAGUUUUGUAUCCACCCCACCAUCUUUACUAGAAUAACCAAGGUGUACAAAAUUGUAGAACUAGCUAUGUAAGAAGAAAAAUCAGGGGACAAAGUGUAAAUCCUUUUGCGGCUAUACAAUUGAAGCGAAUUUCUGCAUGUGCAGAUUGGUUUCUGCCCAGGUCCAAA